UACAUCUAUUUUCUCGUCUACAGUUUGGACAAGAUCAUGAGUUGAACACAGUGCUAAAGUCUGGUAAACACAACGCUAAAGUUUGGGGUCUAGACCCAGGGUUUCGCUAAUAUCAGAACUCCAUACACAAUCCGACAGGUUGUUCUGGAAGUGUAUAACUGACUUUUCGUAACAUUUAAACUGGGUUUAAGUUUACUUCAACCACCCUACUGGAAACAUGGGAAAUCAUUUCAUAACAUUGAUACCGAUUUUGAUGGUGACUUUUGUUUGUGUAAGAGCUGUUUGUGAUCCGGACAUCCCCUCUAGACCAAUGCCUGAUAGACCUGUCAGCAGCGCUUUGCGUUCAGAGGGUACGGUGGUAUCCUGUCCCGCAGGACAUCACAUAGACGAAGUAACACACAAGUGUAAGGCUUGUCCUGGUGGGACAUUCAUGACAGCAAUGAUGAGCAGCGAGAAUAAAUAUGAAAGCUGUGAGAAUUGCCUGACUCCUGACGCAUCGACAGAAACAGUAGCCAGCCCAUGCACCUCAGUGCGAGACACACACAUUAUGUGUAAGGACGGUUAUUACAGACAGGAGGCGGGCGACAGGUGUGAGUGGAAGUGCCAGUUCUGCCAGGUGUGUGGCACGGGCGACAACUUGGACCUGAAUUAUGAGGCGAGAUCGUGUGGGGGAUAUAACAACACGGUGUGCUGUCGUCAUAACAACAUGAUGGUCGUCAACAACACGUGUGUAGAGAAACCUGAGUUAUCCACAUCAACAACAACAACAACAACAACAGCUGUGACUCACAAUGUAACUGGAAUACCCAAUAAAGAGAACUCUGGGAACACUAGAGAUAGCAGUGCCUUUAUGCUGGUCACUUUGUGCUUGAUGACCAUAUCUAUACGCAUGAUGCUUUAACGUUUCGUAGCUUUCUUAGACGAUAAUUAUAUGUGUGUAUGUAUAUGUAUGAAUGUAUUUGGUAAUUUGUAACGAUAAAAAUGUAUAUCUAUGUUUUUAGUAGUGUAUGCUGUUUUACUAAUGAAAUUUCUUGAUGAAUGAUCAAAAUGAGAAAACAAUCAAUAACCAGUAAAUGUAGAUCGACUGAAAGUUAACAGUUAUUAUUGAGAAUAGAAGACGAGAACAAGUUUUUCAUUUAAUUGGACUUAUGUAGUCUGUCGAGAUACUAGGGUCAGGGUAGAUUGCAAGCAGUGUUUCUUUCAGACUUUUUUUUCUGCUAGGGAAUAGGGAUGCAAUAGUAAAAGUAUAUAUUUUCUAAUUGAAUUCUAUUUCGUUGGGGGAGAGGGGAUGUAGA
This is a messenger RNA of Physella acuta, 1295 nucleotides long. RefSeq lists its product as uncharacterized. Gene Ontology annotation, molecular function: protein binding. The record is from RefSeq and is a predicted model, not a curated record. Lineage: Eukaryota; Metazoa; Mollusca; Gastropoda; Physidae.